Messenger RNA from Ostertagia ostertagi, 477 nucleotides. Lineage: Eukaryota; Metazoa; Nematoda; Chromadorea; Rhabditida; Trichostrongylidae. The record is from the annotation of a GenBank genome assembly.
AUGUCGCUUGACUUUGAACAGGAGCACCAGGCUGCAUACUGCCAGGCGGCCUGCGAGCAGCUUGCGGAGUGUGAACAUUCGAUUAUUGACGAUGCACCAGAAUCAUGGCAAAAUACAGCACAGACUGAAAAUUGGCAGUAUGCAGGCGUGCGGACUUGUUACAAACAUGGAACUAUUAAACUGAACAAGUUGUUUUGGUACCUUGAUAUGCAACGACAAGACGAGAAAAGGCUGGAGCUGUUUGACGCUGAACAGCGUCUUUGCGCAGCAUUGGCUGAACACCAUUUCGAGUAUCAACAUUUCCGGAACAUGCUGGACAAGGCGCAUAUUCUACUGGACAAUGUUGUUCUUUCGCAGAUGGCUGUCUAUGAACCACGGACGUUUCAGAGUCUGGUUGCUCUUGCGAAGGAGAUGGCCAUCAAGGAUGGACGGCCGGUUAUACCCGAUGAUGAAUUCAAAUUCGAAGUCAGUAUUUAA